ACAAUCCUAUGUGACCCCUAAUGGGAUUACACGGGGUUGUAUAUAAGUGGAGGGUAUUUCGUGUCGCGCCGGAGUGUGUCGCGUCAGCCGCAGCGCAUUAUUUAGCCUGCGGGGACGGAUAGCUCUUCAGCAUCUCUUUAAACAACCAAUUAUCACAAUGGGCGAAGGAAAGGAUUUGGAAUGCGGUGAUCCUGGUAUCACAAGGCGGCAGUCGGUGAAGUUACCGAUGCUGCCCAAAGCCUUAACCCUCGAAGAGAAGAAAUAUCUUCUAGCGGUGGAACGGGGGGACUUGGCGAAUGUAAGAAGAAUGAUACAAAAAGCGCAUCGCAAGAAACACAUAGAUAUUAACUGCGUGGAUGCUCUGGGUCGUGGCGCUUUGACCCUGGCUAUCGAUGGUGAGAAUUUGGAGAUGGUGGAAUUGUUGGUAGUCAUGGGCGUGGCUACGAAGGAUGCUCUAUUACAGGCCAUCAAUGCUGAAUUUGUGGAGGCUGUGGAACUAUUGCUUGAACAUGAGGAAUUAAUACAUAAGCACCCCGAGCCUUAUAGUUGGCAAAAAGUAGAUUCAAACACAGCCACGUUUACGCCGGAUAUUACGCCUCUGAUGUUGGCGGCUCAUAAGAACAAUUAUGAAAUCAUUAAGAUUCUACUUGAUCGGGGCGCUACGUUGCCUGAUCCUCAUGAUAUAAGAUGUGGCUGUGAUGAAUGUAUUAGGGACACAAAUGAGGAUUCUCUGCGUCACUCUAUGGCCCGCCUAAACGCUUACAGAGCGUUGGCCUCACCAUCUCUUAUUGCACUGUCUGCUACAGACCCCAUACUAACAGCUUUCCAACUGUCUUGGGAGUUAAGGAAUUUGGCAUUUGCUGAACAGGAAAGUAAAGCCGAAUAUCUAGAACUUCGUCGUAAAGCGCAAAAGUUUGCUGUUGAUCUCCUGGACCAGUCUCGCAGCACGCAGGAACUGGCCAUAAUUUUGAACCAUGAUCCAGAAGAGCCGCCUUUCGAGGAGGGAGAACAUAUGAAACUAGCAAGAUUGGAGUUGGCUAUUGACUUUAAGCAGAAAAAGUUUGUCGCUCACCCGAACAUUCAACAGCUGUUAGCCACCAUUUGGUACGAAGGUGUACCAGGUUUCCGCAGGAAGAGUACCUUAGAGAAGAUUAUGAUCAUUAUACGAGUGGCAUUAUUAUUUCCCUUCUAUUGCUGCACGUAUAUGAUUGCUCCAAACUGUUCUACUGGAAAAUUGAUGAGAAAACCUUUCAUGAAGUUUUUGAUCCAUGCCUCGAGUUAUUUAUUCUUUUUAUUGAUUUUGAUUCUUGUAUCACAAAGAGCAGAAGUUAAAAUAAUACAGAUGUUUGGUCCGGAUUGGAUGAUCAAUAACUUGGAGAAAGAAUUAUUAAAGCAGAGGGGCAUUGGACCAACUUAUUUGGAGAUGCUCAUUUGCAUAUAUGUUUUGGGUUUUAUAUGGGAAGAGACCCACGAAAUAUAUGUCCAAGGUAUACGUUGCUAUCUCCGGAACAUGUGGAACUUUAUCGACUUCACCCGAAAUUCCCUUUACGUGGCUGUCGCGGUGUUACGUUUCGCUGCAUACAUACAGCAAAGCGCAGAAAUACAAAGAGAUCCUCAAACAAAGUACAUACCAAGAGAGGACUGGGAUGCCUUCGACCCGCAGCUGAUCGCGGAGGGGCUGUUUGCAGCGGCGAAUAUAUUUAGUGCCCUUAAGCUGGUUCAUCUGUUCUCCAUUAACCCACACCUGGGACCGCUGCAAAUAUCGCUAGGACGCAUGGUUAUAGACAUCGUCAAGUUCUUCUUCAUUUACAGUUUGGUUCUGUUCGCAUUUGCUUGUGGUCUGAACCAAUUACUAUGGUACUUUGCUGAUUUGGAAAAGCGCAAGUGUUAUGUUUUACCCGGCGGACUACCGGACUGGAAUAAUGCGGGUGAUUCGUGUAUGAAGUGGCGAAGCUUCGGGAAUGUCUUCGAAGCAUCUCAGUCACUCUUUUGGGCGUCCUUCGGAAUGGUUGGUCUUGAAAACUUCGAGUUGGCAGGAAUAAAGAGUUACACUCGUUUCUGGGGUCUCCUCAUGUUCGGAUCGUACUCCGUGAUCAAUGUUAUCGUUUUGUUAAACUUACUCAUCGCCAUGAUGUCUAAUUCCUAUGCGAUGAUCGAUCAACAUUCGGAUGUUGAAUGGAAAUUCGCACGAACCCGCCUCUGGAUGAGCUACUUUGAAGAAAGUUCUACUCUGCCACCUCCCUUUAACAUUUUCCCGACACCAAAAAUUAUUAUGAAGCUUUUUGGCAAGAAUAAAAAGGACGAGUCAAAAAAAUUGGAGGAACAGAAAGAAAAGGACGACGUGCGAUACACUGCAGUAAUGCGUGCUCUCGUAUGGCGCUAUGUCUCAGCUAUGCACAGACGAAUGGACGAUGAUCCAGUUACAGAAGACGACAUCAAUGAGCUGAAAGGAGAUGUAUCCGCUUUGAGAUAUGAGCUUCUAGAAGUAUUUGAGAAGAAUGGAAUGGAUGUUUCGUUCACUGACAGGAAAGAAAAGACCGUUCUUGCAAAACGCAUGAAAGUAUGGGAACGACGAUUAAUGAAAGACUUCCAAGUGACUCCAGUGUCAGUGGAGGAUGAUGGGAAGCCUGUGCAUGAGGACAGCCUCGCCAGGUUCAGAAGGAUCGCCAAAAUGGCUGCAGCUGCUGCUUCUGGCUCCAAGUGGGAUCAGACACUGGCCGCGACUGGGAUAUCGUCUCAAAUCGGUCGCUGUCGUACUCGACAAUCUUUCAAGAAACAGCAAAACUUGCAGCGCGCGAUCGAAGAAGCUAGGAAGUUGGUCAUGCAUUCACCCAUGCCCGGUUCAAGGGCAGCGUCUCCAGUAGAAAUGCCAGUGACUCCUGGUCACACCAUCUUAGAGCUCAUCAAGGAUAUCUCCACUGAAAUUAAGGAACAGCAUUAUUCCAGUGCACGUAUACCCAGAUCUCCGUGGAGAGGAGAGCCAGGUCCAAGUGGUGUACUACCUAAAGUAAGACUUCUGACUCCGAAUGGCAUUCAGAGCAGGUCUCUCUCUCCCAUUCCUAGAGGAUCCAGCCCUACUCCUUCCAAGAUAUCUACUACAAGUGUGUCUCAAGAUCGAAGCCUGAGUCCAGUGCCAAGGCCUGUUAGCCCUACUGGAAGUGACAAAUGUCAACCAGAGCCAAGUCCUCUGAAAGCUCAGCGUAUUUCUGGUAGCGGGUCGCCGCCACGGGUGGUGAAAAAGAAGCCCCCCGCGCCACCUCAGCAACCAACAGACAAUAUAAGAGAUGCGAGAUGCAAUGACAGAUCAUCUGAUGCCAUAGCCGUCGCUCGACCAGUCGCUCUUGACAUCAAACCCGUUAAAGACGCAUUACCGCCACCACCGCCGUAUACUAAGUCUAAGCCUACAACGGAAGUAGGUCCAGGUGCACCGUCAAGCAAGCAUCCAGUUGCAAAGCCAAGGUCCAGAUCUCCGUCUCCAGGACCGACACAGAUGGUGAAAACACCUGACACUUCACGUCUGCUUACUUCGACUAGCACGGAACUGCUCAUCCCUCCAUCCCCAGACGUUCUCCCUCCAGGGAAGAAGAUUAAUGACGUCAAUACAAUCAAGCGGCAACCAAAAACUGGUUGGCUAUAGAACAUUCUAGAAGGUUAUAACAUUUCUAAAAUGUACAACGAUAUUAUUUUUGAUGCAAUAAUAUUGAGUUAGAUAGGUUUUGUUUAGAAGUAUU
Messenger RNA from Vanessa tameamea, 3731 nucleotides. It is a transcript of the gene trpl, whose product is annotated as transient-receptor-potential-like protein. Gene Ontology annotation, molecular function: store-operated calcium channel activity; inositol 1,4,5 trisphosphate binding; protein binding. Bases 158 to 3637 code for a protein of 1159 amino acids. Gene Ontology annotation, cellular component: cation channel complex; plasma membrane. Gene Ontology annotation, biological process: calcium ion transmembrane transport; regulation of cytosolic calcium ion concentration. The transcript has 24 exons. NCBI's taxonomy places the organism in Eukaryota, Metazoa, Arthropoda, Insecta, Lepidoptera, Nymphalidae. The record is from RefSeq and is a predicted model, not a curated record.